UAUUAACUGUUUCUUGUUACCUGCAACUGUCAGACAUGUUUUAUUUGUUGUUGUGGUUUUAGUUUUGACAGAAAUGCUAAAAUCAAAUUAAAUUUUGAAAAUCUGCUGAUGAAUUUGACAAAGUAAACUCUGCUACUAUAGCUAGACUCCGGGAAUUUUCUGUGCUUUUGUUAUUAGUUUGUAGGAAAAAAUGAGUUCGAAACCUCCAUUUCAUUAUGUGAAUGGAAGAAGGCAAUACAUGCAGAGAACUACUCCAGAAUCACCACAUCUUGAAGUUAUCAAAUAUAUUCAUGAUUCUUGGAAAAAUGUUUGCCGAGAAAUUGAAGUUACAAGAUCUUGUGCAGCUGAUGGGAAAGCUCCAAGUGUUGCUUAUUAUUCAAGUAAUUUGCCUGAUGAACAGUUACCCCGACCAGAUUUCAAGCCUUUUGAUUUGGAUGGAUUUUUAGAACAAAGGUCUUUGACCCUGCAAGCAAAUAAGCAAGCAGCUCCAUGAUGAAACAAGUUAAAUUAAAGAAGGCUGAUAUACCAUCUAUGUAUUGAUAGCAAUAUAUUUUUAAAACUUUAAGGAAUAAUGAAUAUUUCAUCUUUCCUUUUUGAUUGUCUUUCCUAAGAUUGGAAUUUCAAUCAUUUUAAUAUUGAAUUUGUUUUGUUGUUAAAAAUACUAUGUACAGGAAUUAUUUUGUACAGAACAUUAGCUACAUAUGAAGAAUUUAUAUUUGUUUUAUAAUUUAAAUGUAAUUUAUUUUGAUGGCAUUUUAAGAUCAAGGUUUUUCUUUACAGUUUGAAAGUUCAAAUUUAAAACAGUUGCCAGCAAUAAUAUUUAAAAGUACAAUUUUUUUUUUGAUGCGUUAUUUAUAUUUGCUCUUACACUGUACAAAAGAAGACACCAGGACUUGUAUUCUUCCUGAAGGGUAAAAUUAUAUUGUCUAUACGUUUGUACUUUUCAUUUGAAUAAAUGUAUAUUGUGUUCUG
Uloborus diversus is the source of this 972-nucleotide messenger RNA. RefSeq lists its product as uncharacterized. The record is from RefSeq and is a predicted model, not a curated record. NCBI's taxonomy places the organism in Eukaryota, Metazoa, Arthropoda, Arachnida, Araneae, Uloboridae. The transcript has 6 exons. Bases 191 to 493 code for a protein of 100 amino acids.